UUCUUUUCUUCAACUUUUCGGUAGAAAGGAUUUAGGUUUCAUCUCUUGCUUUUUGGCGUAGGAAACAAAUUAAAUAAGUUUUUUUUUUUUUUCAAAAAAAAAAUUCUGGUGUACUUGGAAACAAAUUACUAAAUAAAGAAAUUUUAAAAAAAAAUUAAAAAAGAAAAUUCCCAGAAUAAUCGACAUAAUUCAGUACACACCAGCCCUCAAGAAUUCAGUAUUUUGACGGCACCCAUUAACGCGUCGUCCGCCCUCCGCCAAAAAAAAAAAAAAAAAAAAAAAAGGUGCUGUCGGUUCUGGAUCUGCACAUUCCCCACCUCCACCUCCAAACCCUCCUCAGAUCCAUUUCCAUACCCAAUUUCAUCUUCAUCUCCUUCCCCUUUUCAAGACAUUUCCGCCUGUAGAAAGCCAUGGAUUCUGACCAACGCCGCAAGCGGAAGCGUUUCUACAGACCCUAUUCACGCUUACAGUUUUUUUCACGAAGGUCGCUCAUUCUUUGCCUGUGUUUCUUUGUGUUUUUAAUGUUCCUGUCAUCUGAUAGAUUUCCGAUUCGCUCCACGUCCGUCCGGCGGCCGGUUCUCAGAGUUCCGAGGUUGUCACUCUCGUCCAUGACUUCCUUUCACUAUCCUAAUAAUCGGAGAUUGUCAAGGCCAUUGAAGGUAGAAAAUCGGGUCUUGUUUCCGGAUCACUUGCUGCUAAUGUUUUCCGGUAAGAUUGAAUUGAGCGAGAAUUUGGAGUGUGUUUACUACAAAGUUUCCAGCAAUUCCAGUCAGGCGACCGAGGAGGAUGGAGAGGAGAUUGUUAUACAGCCAGUGAUGUCUGCCGAUGAGUAUGACAAGUUUAGAUGGAUUGCCAGGUGCCCACCUCCGCCUCUAAAUUACUCGGCUGCUGCCGUGAGUUUGCGGCGGCGAGGAGGUGUUGAUGAUUAUGAUUGGCCUCUGAGGAUUAACCAGACGGUUCAUUCAUGGGAGAGGGUGGUUUAUGAAGCUGCCAUAGAUGGAAACAUGGCGGUUUUGUUUGUUAAAGGAUUGAAUCUCCGGCCUCAUAAAGAAUCCGAUCCAACCCAAUUCAGGUGCCAGUUUGGGUUGGGGAGUUGGGAUAAAGAUGAAGGAUUUGCACUCAUGACUGAAGCCGUUUCUGCUGCACAAGAGGUUGUUCGGUGUUCAUUGCCCCGAAGUAUUAGGAAGAAUCCAGAAAAGGCGCAGGGAAUCCGGGUUACCCUUUUGCACGCCGAUAACAGUGACAGAUUUGCCGGCGAUCGUCAGCCGAUGCCCUCAGUGGUUAGAAUUCAGAAAUCCAGAAAGAGGAGGAAUCAGAGGAGGUCCAAGGAUUAUGUGCCCCUGCCUUCUGUAGCUAGGCUACGCAGUUUCAGGUCCUCAAGGCAGAGAAAACAUAGGAAAUACGAGCUCUGCGCUUGCACCAUGCUCUGGAACCAGGCAUCAGCUUUGCGGGAAUGGAUUAUGUACCAUAGCUGGCUUGGAGUUGAACGCUGGUUCAUCUAUGAUAAUAAUAGUGAUGAUGGAAUUCAGGAUGUGAUUGAUGAACUGAAAUUGCAGAAUUACAAUGUUAGCAGGCAUACUUGGCCAUGGAUAAAGACUCAAGAAGCAGGGUUUUCUCACUGUGCUUUGAGAGCCCGAAAGGAGUGCGAGUGGGUUGGAUUCUUUGAUGUUGAUGAGUUUUUCUACUUCCCUCGUCAUCACCGGAAUGGUUUACCAGCUCAAAACUCACUGAGAUCCUUGGUUUCAAAUUUCUCAUCAUCAGGAACAAUUGCAGAGGUAAGAACAGCUUGCCACAGCUUUGGGCCAUCUGGGUUGAGCUCCCCUCCAGCAGAAGGGGUGACUGUUGGUUACACUUGCCGGCUCCAGAGCCCUGAGCGACACAAGUCUAUUGUCCGGCCAGAGUUGCUCAAUGACACCCUUCUAAAUGUGGUGCAUCACUUCCAGCUGAAGGAGGGACUUCGGCACCUGAAUGUGCCUGAAAGUGAUGUUAUAAUAAACCACUACAAGUACCAGGUGUGGGAGACCUUUAGGUCAAAGUUCUUUAGAAGGGUUGCAACCUAUGUUGUUGACUGGCAAGAGAACCAAAAUCAAGGGUCGAAAGAUAGAGCACCUGGGCUUGGAACUGAGGCCGUUGAACCACCCAAUUGGCGACUACAGUUUUGUGAAGUCUGGGACACUGGCCUGAGGGACUUUGUCCUGGCUAACUUUGCUGAUCCUGCAACAGGGGACCUACCCUGGAAAUAGGCUCUCCAGUAACAUCAAAUCAGGGUGCUUCUCAGCUGGUGCCCAUCUAUAACAGGCUAAUCACACAAACAAAAAUUCAUUCUUUUCUUUGUUUUUUGACACAUUUUGUAUCUGAUUCUUUCUACAGAUAGUCCAAUUCCAAUCAAUUGAUUACAGGGUUUUUACACAGUUGUACAUUGGUGAAAAAUGGAAUAACAUUUUUCCUCAUUUUUUUCCUCUCAUUUUGUGCAUAUGCUAUUUGGAUGAUCUAUCUAUGCAAACCCCCUUCUCUUGGUUCUCAAAAUUAUAUUAGCCAGGCCCAGAAUAUGACAACUUUAAGGCUUUAACUAUUUGAAUGCUAAACGAUAACUUCAACUCAGAUAAAUGAGUAAAGAGUAAGUUUCAUUGAAAAGGGUGUAUGGCACAAAAGCAUGCAUUCUUACAUAUUUCAUGAUGCAUGAUUGCUCAGUUGACACCUUCCUGAAAGUUAUGAAAUUGACUGUUAAAUUCACAAGUUUUAAACUGAUUGAACAUGACACAACUGUCCAUGCAAAACCUUGUGUUGUGUCUUAUGGUGUUGUUAUGGAAUUCUUGAUAUCAGAAUCAGAAGAUCAUUAAAGGAAUUAAGGAAACCCCAUGAUGGAACAUGUUAAAGCAUGCUUUGGCACCUGAUUCCUAACAGAAAGGGUAGUCUUAGGAAGUGCCGUUCUAACAUCAUUCAUGAAUAUCUUUCUUCAAUAGACAGCAAGAUACAGACAUCUAAGGCAUGUUCCAGUUAAAACAAGUAAUGUAAAUUAAUUUCCUUUAAAAGC
Messenger RNA from Rubroshorea leprosula, 3034 nucleotides. The record is from the annotation of a GenBank genome assembly. NCBI's taxonomy places the organism in Eukaryota, Viridiplantae, Streptophyta, Magnoliopsida, Malvales, Dipterocarpaceae.